Abrus precatorius (Indian licorice) is the source of this 1618-nucleotide messenger RNA. RefSeq names its product 60S ribosomal protein L3. Bases 102 to 1349 code for a protein of 415 amino acids. The record is from RefSeq and is a predicted model, not a curated record. Gene Ontology annotation, cellular component: cytosolic large ribosomal subunit; ribosome. Gene Ontology annotation, biological process: translation; ribosomal large subunit assembly. NCBI's taxonomy places the organism in Eukaryota, Viridiplantae, Streptophyta, Magnoliopsida, Fabales, Fabaceae. The transcript is spliced from 5 exons. Gene Ontology annotation, molecular function: RNA binding; structural constituent of ribosome.
AGGCAAAGAAGGUAUGUUCGCCCCCUUCGCCUCUUCUCUCUGCGGUUUAGAUCCUGCGACGGAUCUACAAUAACUCGUCGUUUUCAUGGUUUCAUUUUAAUAUGGUUGAUUCUCGAUGCUUAUAUCUUUUAAGAUUCAUCAUGUUAACGAUUUUAGUUUUUUCAUCUAAGGUAGAAAGGAUGUCUCACCGAAAGUUCGAGCACCCUAGACAUGGUUCCCUUGGCUUUCUCCCAAGGAAACGAGCUUCUCGUCACCGCGGAAAAGUGAAAGCUUUCCCCAAAGAUGAUCCAAGUAAACCGUGCAGAUUGACUGCCUUUUUGGGUUACAAGUCUGGGAUGACCCACAUUGUUAGAGAGGUUGAGAAACCUGGAUCAAAACUUCACAAGAAAGAGACAUGCGAAGCUGUUACUAUCAUUGAAACUCCUCCACUGGUUGUUGUUGGAGUGGUGGGAUAUGUGAAGACACCUCGUGGCCUUCGCACUCUGAAUGCUGUUUGGGCGCAGCAUCUAAGUGAGGAAGUUAAAAGACGUUUCUACAAGAAUUGGAGCAAAUCUAAGAAAAAGGCUUUCACCAAGUACACAAAGAAAUAUGAAACUGAGGAAGGAAAGAAAGACAUUGAAUCUCAACUUGAGAAGUUGAAGAAAUAUGCAACUGUCAUUCGUGUUCUGGUUCAUACUCAGAUAAGGAAGUUGAAGGGUCUAAAACAGAAGAAAGCACAUUUGAUGGAGAUUCAAGUCAAUGGUGGGACCAUAGCACAGAAAGUGGACUUUGCAUAUGGCUUCUUUGAGAAACAAAUCCCAGUGGAUGCAGUUUUCCAGAAGGAUGAGAUGAUAGACAUCAUUGGUGUGACCAAGGGUAAAGGUUAUGAAGGUGUUGUAACUCGAUGGGGUGUCACUCGCCUUCCACGCAAGACCCACAGAGGCUUAAGGAAGGUUGCUUGUAUUGGUGCUUGGCAUCCUGCACGUGUUUCUUUCACUGUUGCCAGAGCUGGUCAGAAUGGAUAUCAUCACCGAACUGAGUUGAAUAAAAAGAUUUACAAGGUUGGCAAGUCAGGUCUAGAGUCACAUUCAGCCAUCACUGAAUUUGACAGGACGGAGAAGGAUAUCACUCCUAUGGGUGGAUUCCCUCACUAUGGAGUUGUAAAGGAUGAUUAUAUUAUGGUCAAAGGAUGCUGUGUUGGACCCAAGAAACGAGUUAUCACACUUAGGCAGUCCCUACUCAAGCAGACAUCUCGAGUAGCUCUUGAAGAGAUCAAACUAAAGUUCAUUGACACCUCGUCUAAGUUUGGACAUGGGCGCUUCCAGACCACGCAGGAAAAGCAGAAGUUUUAUGGUCGGUUGAAGGCGUAAUUUUUAAUUUUGCUUGCCAGCAACAUUUGCAAUAAAAAUUUUUGCAGCAAAAUAAGUCUUUUAGUGGCUUCUCUUUCGAUUUAUCUAUGGUGAUAUUUCUCACCGAGAGUAGUACUGUAUUUAUUGUUUAUGCUAGGUGCUUGUAACCUCUCUACUGUUUUUUAUGGUUGUGGAUAUUUGCGGUCUUUUAUUUCAAUCUUGUGGACUUCUGGACGAUAAAGGAAUAGCCGAAAGUUAAUGCUUUUUAAUUUUCACAUUCUGAUUUUAUU